AUGGCUCGCACGAAGCAAACGGCCCGCAAAUCUACCGGCGGCAAGGCGCCGCGCAAGCAACUGGCCACGAAGGCCGCGAGGAAGUCGGCGCCCGCCACGGGCGGCGUGAAGAAGCCUCACCGGUACCGCCCUGGCACGGUGGCGCUGCGCGAGAUCCGCAAGUACCAGAAGUCGACGGAGCUGCUCAUCCGCAAGCUGCCCUUCCAGCGCCUGGUGCGCGAAAUCGCGCAGGACUUCAAGACGGACCUGCGCUUCCAAAGCUCCGCCGUGAUGGCGCUGCAGGAGGCGGCGGAGGCGUACCUCGUCGUACCCCUCCCGCUUCUCUUGCCCUCCCCGCGCGCCACUGGCCUCUGUCGCCCCUGUUGCGCCGCGCCCCGCUCCGCCGUCGUCCGCACGCCUCUCCCGCGCACACCCGCCCUCCGCCCGCGCGUGGGCGGGAAGGUUCCGCCUUGCCGCGCGGCGGCGGAGUCGGAGGCGGCGGGGGACGGCGCGGGGGAGCGGAAGACUGUGUCGCUGGGGACGGCGGUGCUGCCGGCGGACUGCGAUCUGGCGACGCUGGAAACGAUGAUGGCGCAGGUGGGAAUGGCGCAGGUGGGAAUGGUGCAGGUGGGAAUGGCGCAGGUGGGAAUGGCGCAGGUGAGAAUGGCGCAGGUGGGAAUGGCGCAGGUGAGAAAGGCGCAGGUGGGAAUGGCGCAGGUGGGAAUGGCGCAGGUGGGAAUGGCGCAGGUGGGAAUGGCGCAGGUGAGAAUGGCGCUGGUGGGAAUGGCGCAGGUGGGAAUGGCGCAGGUGGGAAUGGCGCAGGUGGGAAUGGCGCAGGUGGGAAUGGCGCAGAUGGGAAUGGCGCAGGUGGGAAUGGCGCAGGUGGGAAUGGCGCAGGUGGGAAUGGCGCAGGUGGGAAUGGCGCAGGUGGGAAUGGCGCAGGUGGGAAUGGCGCAGGUGGGAAUGGCGCAGGUGGGAAUGGCGCAGGUGGGAAUGGCGCAGGUAUACCGCCCCGCUAGACCACUGGGCUUAAGCAUUGGUUGUGCAGCGGGCAGCGGUAGCUGUGUAGCCCCUCGUGUAAGCUUGCAGGCGUUACAGGAGGUGAGGCGAUGCGAUGAUGGCGCAGCAGCACUGCACGCGGCACUGCACGCGGCACUGCACGCGGCACUGCACGCGGCACUGCACGCGGCACUGCAUGCGGCACUGCAUGCGGCCCUGCAUUUAGCACGCCACCACAAGGAGACACAGGGGGCAGGAGGGAAUGACACGAGGAGCAUGGCGCAGAGACACAUGGGGGAAUCACCAGCAGGAGCAGCAGGGGCGGGGUUGACUAGCGAGUGGGGCGCCAAUGCUGCCAGCUGGAUGGGAGGGGAGAUGUCGGGAGGGCUAGCCAUCCACACGUGGGUGGGGCUCAGCUCAGGCGGCAGUGGCAGUGUGCUUUCAGGCAGGCUGCAUGUGUGCGUGCGGUGCAGCACGCACACUGCUCGCACAUUCCUGGCGCCUCUCCUGGGUGGGUGGAUGGGAGGUGCUGAGGGGGGAGGCGGGUUGACGGAGAGCAGGCAGGGAGAGGGGGACUGUUGGGAAAUUGGGAGUGAGACGAAAGUGAGAUGGGAGUCAAGGGAUGAGAGUGGGCUAGAGGAAAGGAAGAGGAGAGAUGGGGGAGUGGUUAGAGCUAAAGGAUGGGCCACAUCUCUCACACAGGACGCCAAUCUGCCUCUGCAGUCUCCUCUCACGGUGGACAGGAUACCUGGAGGGGUGCAGCUGAGCCUACAAGUAACCGACGGUGACACAACCAAGCCAGUGGACAUCCUAGUCACAGUGGAGCCCCCUUCAGGAGACACCCCUGCCAUGUUCCGAGCCCUGCGCUCCGGCCCGCACUGCCAGAUCACGCCGCCCGGCGAGCCUGCCCUCAUGGCCUCCAUGCUCUCCGCGCUGCGCAAGUCCGUGGCGCUGUCUCGACCGUCAGGAUGA
Molecule: messenger RNA, 1950 nt
Organism: Closterium sp. NIES-65
Lineage: Eukaryota; Viridiplantae; Streptophyta; Zygnematophyceae; Desmidiales; Closteriaceae
Source: the annotation of a GenBank genome assembly